AUGUUUGGUGUUAAACAGCUUCCUCGACUGUGGAACUACUGGAGUCCUGAUAUAAGGUAUGGUGAUCUGUAUAUCUCAAGUAUAAUGUUGAAGAUGAGGUAUUCGAAAAUAUCUCAGUAUUUACAUUUAAUUGAUUCUGCUAAUGCUCCCAGCAAAUACGACCCAAACUACGAUCCCCUGUACAAAGUACAUCCUAUAAUUGAUUUACUCCUUAAUAGUUAUAAAACUGUGUAUUUGCCAGGGAAAAUUCUCAGUGUAGAUGAAGCCAUGAUAGGAUAUAAGGGCAGAAUACAUUUUUGGCAGUACAUGCCUGCCAAACCCACUAAAGGGGGGAUCAAGGUACAGGAAGUUUGUGAAUCAGACACUGGAUAUUGUGUAAACUUUGAUGUUUACACAGGUAAAAAAUAUAAUGGAUUGGGACAUGAUAUAGUAUGGUCUCUUACUGAACCAUUUCACCAUCAGCACCAACACCUCUAUUUUGAUCCUUUUUUUUUCUUCAGUGGCUUUGACAGAAAAUCUGGCUUGAUGUUUUUAGUAGAUGCAUUCUGUUACAUAAAUGAAUUCAUUAAAUUAUAUGAGAGUACACUGCCAAUGGCAUAUUGA
Molecule: messenger RNA, 603 nt
Organism: Octopus bimaculoides (California two-spot octopus)
Lineage: Eukaryota; Metazoa; Mollusca; Cephalopoda; Octopoda; Octopodidae
Product: piggyBac transposable element-derived protein 4-like
Source: RefSeq, a predicted model, not a curated record